Molecule: messenger RNA, 4258 nt
Organism: Cyanistes caeruleus (blue tit)
Lineage: Eukaryota; Metazoa; Chordata; Aves; Passeriformes; Paridae
Source: RefSeq, a predicted model, not a curated record
UUCCUUUAAAACGAGAGCAGGCGUUGCCGCUACUUUCUGCUGCUCCUGAUGCCUGUCCAGCUUCUUGGUGCUGGUCCUGAGCGAGUCCAGCCCUCCGGCACGCUUUUCCCGCAAGAAGGCUCAGACUGUUCUGGGAUGUUGCCUUAUCUCUGGUACAACAACAAUGCUACCGUAGAGAGGGGGAGAAGAGGAGGGUGGAAAAAGAACUUUUCCCUCUAAUGAUGCGUUAGUUUCAGUAUGUUGAUUCCAGUUUUCCCUCCCGCUAACUCUCCCUCAUUUUCCUAGCCGCUGUAGCAUUGUGCUGUUUGCGCUGUAGCUUGUACCUAAGAGCGCAGCCUGGGGUAGGUGCUUGCAUCGCGUGCUCAUGUGGAAUCUAUUUAAGACCCUUUGUGGGGCCUCAUUCCAAACUAUGUGCCCUUCAACCUAAACUCUGUAGCAGGAGUGAGUUUUUGAGAGAGCCAUUUAGAUUCUUGUAACACAUGGGAAAUUUUGGCAGCAUUGCAAGUUGAGUGAAAAAAAGCUGGGGUUGUGUUGCUACAUAAGGUACAGAAAGGGUUUGUGUGUACUUUGUCAUCUUUUGUGUGUGUGUGUGUGUCGUACCUUGUGCUGAUAAGGAAACUGAAGUUUGCAGAGCGGAGAUAUGUGGUAAAUGCAGUCUGCUGGCUAAGCCAGGCGUUUUGGACUCGGAUUCUGGAGGAUGAGGGUCUGUGCUGUCCGGUACGUGAGGAUGAAUGGUCCCGGGGCGGCUCCCGGCGGGGGAAGCCGUGCUGCGGAGCGCUCUCCGGGCGGCGCCAGCCUCCCAGGUAAGUGCUGCUCGCUUGCGCCUUGCUCGGGCUUCACGCUGCAGUCAACCCUAGAAACAGCGCUGCAGAAUCCCGUUAUUUUUCCUUAAGGGAUUUAAGAAUAUUUUUCUAUGACCUAAUCUUCAGGCAAAAUGCCUAUUCUUUAAAAUUUAGCUUGUGGGCAGCCAUGGCUCUAAAAGUUUUUGAGACUUCAUGUAUCUGUAGGGAUUAGUCAGAGGAGUGUCUUUAAGGCAGCUGAGCAAUUUAUGUCAAUCUCCCUUAAAUGAGGUUUGGAAUGCGUUAUAGAAUAAAUUGAUUCCCCUGAAUAAUUCUAAUAAAAGAGAGGAUCAGUUAUCCCAUCUGGGAGACUUCAUUUCUGAUUGUUACUGUAUAAACCAACAGAAAUCACAUGAAUAUUCUUGGACACAGAUGGUGAUCAUGUUAUAAACGCCUUAUUGUGAAAUAGAGAUUAGGAUAAAAAGCAGUUGGAAGAUUGAAAUGAAGCUCUUGGAUAUAAAUCCUCAUCUGUUAGAUUAGUGUCUUGCACUGGGUUUCAAUUUGCAACAGUUAAUGGUCUAAAUAAACUAAUUCAGCAGAACAGUCUCAUAACAGCAAGGAAUCUGAAUUCCAAAAUAUAUGUGGAACAGGUAGAAACCUGUCUCCAACAAGGACCUGGUGAUUGCCUCAAUAAUAGCACAGGUAAUGUUACCGUUUAAGCAAAAUUCUUGAAGCCCAAGGAGAGAACAGAAUCUAUUGAAAACAGUUGAAACUGAAAGCAAACUUAAGUGUUACAAAUUUAUGCAUAUCCAGAAAAGGUCACUGCUAAUUAAUCAUGCUUAAUUAUUCAGAAGAAGGAAAUAUGGUCUCACAUUUGCCCCAUCAGAUUUAUUUUCUGAUUAGCAAAGAAGUAAAAUCAUCUGAACCAGCUAAUAAAGUCAUCCAGGAAGUUGACCUCAUUUCCAAUAUUAGAAUAAAUGCUUUACCGACAAAAGAGGUGAGUUCAUAGGAAGCUUAUGGCAAGUUUUGUUUCCCUAAGUGUUCAAAGCUUUGUUUUUCUUUUUCUAAAAGCACAAAAGAAGUGAUGUCUUAGUGGUUAAAUCAAAACUUCCAUCAUUAACCUCUAAAUAUUUUUAGCAAAUUAGGAACGUUGGCGUCAAGCCUGCUGGCUGUGCUUGCCUAUGGUCAGAGGAAGAUCCUUUAAAGGACAUAGGUCUAACUGGUGGACCUUUUAAGUGCAUAUGUUAAUUUGACACAUGGGUAAAGGAGGAAUUUCAUAUCAACUUGCUAAUAGAGCUGUUGAGAUCUGGAGAGAAUAUUGUAAUAAUGUGAUAAUACUGCUCACUGAGCAUCUGGUAGCGUAAUGAGAUUUCACCCUAUAUUCUUCUCUGCAACAGGGGGAUCUUAUGUUCUUCAAAAGUUGUUGGCUCAAUUUUGCAUCUAGUCAGGUCAGGUGAAUUUUUCCAUGUCAAGUAGAUAUAGGUAUGUAAAGGAGAACAUGACCUCAAAUGCUGUGUUAAAUGGAGAAAAGUCACAGCUACCACAUCCAGACUAGUAGUGCAUUGUAGGUCUCCCUACGAUUAAAACUAAGGCUAUUUUAUAAUCAAGGGAUCAUUAAGAAAAUACGUGUUUGCACACAGCCAUUAUUCACUAGAUAUCCACAGGUCAAACCUGGAAUUUAGGUAGUAGUCACAUUAAAAAAAAAAAAAAAAUCAGCGGUAAUUUUUAUUGCCUUAUCUAUAAAGGCAAAAGGAUAAUAAAGGAUGACACAAUUCAAACUUAAUAAGAAACAGCAGCUUUUAAAGUGUCUGCACUAAGUGGAGUGGAACAUGUUCCAGCCCUUUCUCUGAAUUCCAGCAUUAGAAUUCUGUACUUCUGCUAGUUUUUCCUACUGUGCAAGUCUCUUGUAGAGCUCUGCUGAUAACCUUGGUCAGCUAAUUCUGUUCGGAGAUUGUAAUGCAUUAUAUCACAUUCUGUAUGACAGGAAAGGGAACUUCCCCUUUAACGAUACACAUUGCUAUGUAAGAAUUUCUGGGGGUGGAGUCACUGCUUGAGCAGGCUGCAUAAAAUCCUGUGCAGGAUUUCCAGCUGCCUCAGACUGCAAUCAGCAUGAACUGCAGCCUGCCACACCGAGUGCUGCUCAGCUCUCCGAUGGAGGGACAGCGGGACAGGUUGUGCCUGCAGUCUCUUUGGGACUUUGUCACUGCAAAGGAGCCAUUGAUCAAGUCACCGUUUUUCCCAGUGCUGUUUUCUUUUACAGCAUACAUGGCUUUCUGUCUUCCAUAUAUUGCACUGGACUUUUUAAGCAUUAGACUACCAGACUUGAGAAAAUACAAAAUCCAGCCGCAGAACUAUCCAAGUCUUGGAAUGAUGGUGCCUUGCAUUAUUCAAAGUGUAUAUCACCAUGUCGUCUUGAUCUUCCCGGUGACAUUUCUACACUGGUACUGGAGACCCAUGAAGCUGCCAGUGACAGCUCCAGAGCUGCCUGAAGUCCUGCUGCAAGUAGCAGUUUGUCUGCUGCUGUUUGAUUUUGAGUACUUCCUGUGGCAUUUGCUGCAUCACAAGGUGCCUUGGCUCUACAAGACGUUCCACAAGGUGCAUCACAAGCACGUGUCGACGUUCGCCCUUACUACACAGUAUUCCAGCGUAUGGGAGUUGCUGUCACUGGGAUUUUUUGCUGCUAUAAACCCACUGCUCCUCGGAUGCCAUCCUUUGACAGAAAUGAUUUUCUUCCUUGUAAACAUUGGUUUGUCAGUGGAGGACCAUUCUGGAUAUGACCUCCCAUGGUCAACUCACCGACUUGUGCCUUUUGGAUUGUACGGAGGAGCACCACAUCAUGAUCUCCACCAUCUGAAAUUCAAAUCGAACUAUGCUCCUUACUUCACACACUGGUACAAACUCUUUGGCACAUUCAUGGAGUCACAUUCUAAUUAAGAAUAUUUGCCUGUGGAUGAACUCUUUUAUAGACUAAACUGGGACAUUAUUUUUUUAAAGACAUACAGAAGAUUGUAUAUUUGAAGCUGCCUAUAAAAGCAAUAGCUAUUUAUAACAAAUCCUCUUAAUAUAUGUGUAUUUGUGUGUGUACUUGGAACUGCCUGUGUUAAGGGACUGCAAAUGGGAAAGUGAAUAUCUGUUGCUUAAAUUUGAGUGAAAGGUUUAAGGGAAGCAUUAAGAGACAUUCUCUCUCCUUUCCUUCUUUCCAGCUUUCAUAAAGCAUGUAUCAUGUUGCUGUAUGACGUUUUAUACAUGCGCCACAACAUUAUCUUACUGUUGUAGGAUGAUUUAUGAUGUAAACAGAAAAGGUACACAUCAUGGAUUUUGUGGAGUUUAAUCUGCCAAAGAAAAUUGUUGCGCAAUGAUUUUGUAAAAUAUUGCUGCCAAGUCAGGGUGGUUGGAUAACUGUUAAAUGAUUUUGAUAUUUAUAUUUUUUACCUUGAUAUGCUGUCUCUUUUUAAUAGAGAAUAAAUAUGUUCAUUCUU